AUGUCAGUUCGCCGCUCUCCGCCUAGAAUAGCAGAUAAGUUGGAUGUCCCCGUCUCCAUCACUCACUACAACUCUGACUCGGCCAUCAACCUAGGUAUGGCUAGUAAUUCAUCUAAUGAUCAAUACUUCAAUGUUACUACAAGACAAAAACGUAAUAUUAGUGAAAUGUUACCAACCAACAAGGUUCACCCUUAUCCGAAUUGA
This is a messenger RNA of Pieris macdunnoughi, 204 nucleotides long. NCBI's taxonomy places the organism in Eukaryota, Metazoa, Arthropoda, Insecta, Lepidoptera, Pieridae. The record is from the annotation of a GenBank genome assembly.